AGUCUCAUAGGUUUUUCUCUGGUUUGUUUUCAUUUUUGUUUUCAUUUGUUUGAAACUUUGAAUCUUCGUGUUUGACUAUUUUCAUUUGUAUCAAUCUCGAUGAACAGUGCGGAGAACGAGCUCCCUCCUUGUGAAUCUUCCCGAAAGUCAAUCUUCAGAAGUGGAGGAAAUGGUGCUUCUAAUGCCAAUGUCAAUUCCAAUUCCAAUUCCAAUUCCAAUUGUAAUUCCAAUGCCCGAGAAAAUGGUAAAAAGAAUGGCGUUCGACCGGGUAAGAGCACAAAGAAGGGUUUGACCUAUAAACUGUCCUAUUCGGCGAAAGAGAACCAUAAUGGUCCACUGUUUGGUGUUUCCAUGAAUGUGGAGCUGCAAAAGGAUGGACACUUUGUGUUCGCUACCGUUGGAAACAACAGAGUUGGUGUCUAUGAGUGUUGUCCCGAUGGAAGCGUUAAACUUUUACAAUGCUACUCGGAUCCCGACACGGAGGAAAACUAUUACUGCUGCAAUUGGACCUACAAUGAUGUGACCUUUGAUCCGAUCCUUUUGGCUGCCGGAAGCAAAGGAAUCAUACGAGUUAUUGACCCGGGAACCAAUGAAUGUGUGAAGCAUUACAAAGGCCACGGACAAUCGAUAAACGAUCUGAAAAUUCAUCCACAAGAUCCCAACCUGAUUCUCUCAGCAAGUAAAGACUAUUCCCUGCGACUGUGGAACCUUAAAAGCGACAUUUGUGUCAUCAUCUUUGGUGGAGUUGAAGGUCAUCGCGAUGAGGUUUUAUAUGCUGAUUUUCACCUGAAAGGACACCGAAUUGUCAGUUGUGGUAUGGACCAUUCGCUAAAGAUUUGGUCUUUAGACAAUCAAUGUGUUGUCAGUAGAAUCAAAGAUUCCUACGAAUUCAACAUUGAAAAGAAUAGAAAACCUUUUAAAACGUACAAGUUGCACUUUCCCAAUUUCACAACCAGAGACAUUCAUCGCAAUUACGUUGAUUGUGUUCGCUGGUAUGGAAAUUUUCUUUUAUCUAAAUCGUGCGAAAACGAAAUAAUCUGUUGGAAACCUGGUAAAAUCGAGAAUGAGAACGACUUUCAGUUGCCUCAAGUCAAUUAUACGACAGACCAAACAACAACAAUUCUCCAUCGAUUUGACUAUAAGAAUAGCGAAAUUUGGUUCAUCAGAUUCUCUAUGGACAGAGAGCAGAAAAUUUUGGCUUUGGGUAAUCAAGUUGGUAAAACUUAUAUUUGGGAUUUAGAUGUUGAUGAUCCAGCGACUGCGAGAUUUACAAUUCUCUCUCAUCAGAAUUGCACUGCCACAAUCCGCCAAACGUGCCUGUCCCAAGAUGGAUCCAUAUUGAUUUGUAUUUGUGAUGACGCUUCAAUCUGGCGAUGGGAUCGAUGUGAGGCUAAAAACAUGGCCUCCAAUGGACGAGGUUAAUCAAUCGUAAUUCAAUUACUAUUCAUUUUCUCUCCUCUUUGAUCGGAGUUGAACUGUUGAUCAUCGCUAUCGAAUCCAUUUUCGCUGGUCUAUUCCAAGGAGGUAAACCGGUGUAGUCCCCUGUCUCUGACGCAGGUUGAUACAAUUCGAAAGCUUUAAAAUGUCGAACUAAAUUAGCAGCAUCUUGUUCCUGGAGGUCAUACUUUUCGGCGAUUUCGGAAGCGCUUGGGGUACUUUGGAUGAUGCAUAUUCCAUGACAAGAUUGGUUGUUCGGGUUAAUGAAAUUCUACCUUUGGGAAUAACUUUCGGUUCGACUUCGCCAAACAUAUUUUAACUCGAAUCUUCUUUAAAUUUCUUAACUCAGAUUGUUCUUUAUUAAUUAAAGAAAAAAAGAUUCAAUUAGCAAACUCAAAAUGAGAUUAACAAUUAACAAUUAAUUUCGUCUGUGUAUUAACCCUUUCCAGAUCAUCCAGCUUAAGUUUGGUUCGCUCAGUUUACGUUCUAACCUUUAAUGUUCAAAAACUUCGCUUUCCAUUCGCCCAUUAACGUUCAUCUUACCAAAGAAAAAAUAACUAACAAAGUUGGUCAAUUAAUUAAUUUCUAUUUUCUUCAGUUAUUCUCACAAAAAUUUCAGAUGAAUAAUUGAUUGUUUAUUUUUUAAAUUGGCUCAUUUUCACUCACAUUUCGAUUUCUAUUAUUCGAUGUCUCUUAUUGUCUCCAAUCACUUGUUCCCUUCAUGUAACAAUUUGGGAUAAUAAAUUCACCAUCUGAUCA
Panonychus citri (citrus red mite) is the source of this 2196-nucleotide messenger RNA. RefSeq names its product polycomb protein eed-A-like. Bases 100 to 1422 code for a protein of 440 amino acids. Lineage: Eukaryota; Metazoa; Arthropoda; Arachnida; Trombidiformes; Tetranychidae. Gene Ontology annotation, biological process: negative regulation of transcription by RNA polymerase II. Gene Ontology annotation, molecular function: protein binding; nucleosome binding. The transcript is spliced from 3 exons. Gene Ontology annotation, cellular component: ESC/E(Z) complex. The record is from RefSeq and is a predicted model, not a curated record.